Messenger RNA from Pantherophis guttatus, 2687 nucleotides. RefSeq names its product ankyrin repeat domain 54 (gene ANKRD54). The record is from RefSeq and is a predicted model, not a curated record. Gene Ontology annotation, molecular function: protein binding. Lineage: Eukaryota; Metazoa; Chordata; Lepidosauria; Squamata; Colubridae.
GGGCGGGGAGGAGGAGGAGGGGGGGGGCGGGCGGGAGGGAUGGAAGGCGGUAGCCCCGGCGAAGCCAGCCCGGCCGAAAGCCCCAAUUUGUUUUCCCUGGCGGGUCUUGGCGUCGCCUUGCGGACCAUCCCGGAGACCCCGGAUCCGGCUGCUUUGGGCUACUUGCAGCUGCCGUGGCAGAGGGAGCACCGCGUGUGCAAGAUCAUCAGCCGUCGCCGCAGAGACGCCCGGCUACACCGCAAGGGGGGCCCUCUGGGCAAGGAGAUUCACGCUUUAAAAAGAUUGAGAGAAGCUGCUAAUUCAAAUGAUUUGGAAACAGUAGUGCAACUUCUAGAAGAUGGGGCAGACCCCUGUGCUGCUGAUGACAAAGGUCGAACAGCCCUGCACUUUGCUUCUUGUAAUGGAAAUGAUCGCAUUGUGCAGUUGCUUUUAGACCAUGGUGCUGAUCCAAACCAGCGAGAUGGAUUGGGGAACACUCCCUUGCAUUUGGCUGCCUGCACGAACCAUGUUCCUGUCAUCACCAUGCUACUCCGCGGAGGAGCUCGAGUGGAUGCCCUGGAUCGAGCUGGAAGGACCCCUCUGCACUUGGCCAGGUCAAAGUUAAACAUCCUGCAGGAUGGCCUCUCACAGAGCUUGGAGGUUGUGCGCCUUGAAGUAAAGCAGAUCAUCCAGAUGUUGCGAGAAUAUCUUGACCGUCUUGGACGUCAUGAACAGAGGGAACAAUUGGAUGACCUUUGUACCAGGCUACAGAUGACUAGCACAAAAGAACAGGUGGAUGAAGUUACUGACCUCUUAGCCAGUUUCACCUCACUCAGCUUGCAGAAGCAGAAGAUAGACCAGAGGUAACUGGCUUUUCUAUUGUCCUCCCACACCAAAGGAGAAGUCCUGGAAGAAAAGAUAGCUGGAGCUCCAUUUCAGGAUUGCAACAUUGUUGUUGCCAGCAUCAAGCGUACUUUUCCUGCUGCAUCUAUGUUGAACGGUUUGAAACCAUGAAACAUCAGGGACUGCCUUCAAUACCCUUUCUUUGGGCCAAGGAUUUUUGCUGUGCUGCCUUCAAAGGCAUCUUUAUUAUUCAUUAUUUAAGAAUCAGGAAUUAUCUUUCAGCUAAUGAAAUUGUGGGGAAGCUGCCCCUCUUUAAGGAUACUGCCCUCAGGAAGUAUUAUUGAAGUCCUGCAAGUAGCAACUUCAGUCUGCUCUGGAUAUAUUUGGAAAAAUGGCAGCUAUUAGCAAAUACUCUGCUUUUAAUACCCAGUAUUUAUGCACACAAUUAGUGAGCCUUUCUAGGUGGUGACAAAUGUAAUUGACAAUAAAUUAAAAAAAACCAGGUUGGGAAUAUUUUAAAUGGAGAAAAGUUUAAAAGGCUAGCAAUGCUGCCUAUGUACAUUGUUGGGGUGGGGGGAGAGAUUUUAUUGAUAUCACACACAUGUGUACACACAUGCAUACCUUAGAUACUAUAUAUUCACACAAGCCAGGAAUUUCCUUUAUGCUGAUUCUAUUUCCUGAAUUUUGAAUCACAAAAAGGCUGGUAUAAGUAAGUCUACGCUCUGUCCAAGCUUCUUUUGCUAAUAUUACUUAUAUUAAAGGAGCAGAGGAAGAGUAGUUAAAAGUCUUUGGUUGUCUCUUAGCCUGCUAGUACAAAAAGACAUUUGCAGGAGUUGGGUGAUUCCUUUAGGGUGCUACAAUGAAUUGUUAGAUCAUCAGCUGAAUAUUCUUAUUGUGCCCUUUCCUUGGGUCACUUCCCUUUUUAUCUCUGGUUCAUGGAAUUACUUGUUCCAGAAGAGGAAAAAGGGAGGGAAAUAAUGUGAAGUACACAUUAUUUGUGGGUGAAAUGCUAGUUUACUUUCAUAUGCUGUUUUUCUUCAUACAAAGGGCAUAAAAUUGGUUUACAGCUCAUGCCAGAUUCAGGUACUGUAGCAAAUCAUCUGCUUUAAAUCAAAAUAUCUCUCACUGUGAUAGUAUGUAGAUUGUACUCAAAUCAAAAUAUGAUUAGCUAUGUUGAAUUAGGCACAGACCUUAUCUAGGAUAAUGUAGAUGAGCAGAGCUCUAGAGGUGUUUUCCCCAGAGCCUGUGAGUUCCUUGAACAUGUAAGACUUUUUUUAAUGAUACCAUUUUAAUUGGCUCUGGCUGAGCAGGUUUUGGAAAUUCUGCUUCUUUUAUGGGAAAGUACUUGCUUUUUCAUGUUGGUGUUCAAAAUGAAAAAAUCCCUUAUUCUGAAGUUCAAACAAUUUUCUGCAACCAUAAAUUUGUUGAAUAAGAGCUAGUUCAGAGAAGAAAAAACCUCAAAGCUGUUGUUAUGUCCUAACAGGGUGUUUUGACUCUAACCAGCCAACAGUAAUUAAAAAGGAAGAUGCUUGUAGCCAUUCCAGCAUCAUCAAAAUUCCAAGGUUGUUUUAGUUCCUUGAGAUUUGUAUCUUCUUAUGACUUUAUUUUUUGGUAAAUAUGCAAUGUUUGUGGUAGAAGAGUUACUGGAUGCAUAACUUUAAAAGAGACACAGUUCUUGGAUUUCCUGAAUGCAGCAGCUUGAUCAAGGAAUCCCGAAUUCUUACCUAAAGAGGAUGCUUUAGUUCUGAAUUUGGCUCAGACUUUGCUAGAACUGUCACUGUGAAUACAAUGAACUUUAUUCUAUUAUACAAGGAGGAUGGGAAGCAAUUUUAUCUUUUCAAUAAAAUUCUGUUUUGCUGUCAGAA